AUGAGCGACCCACUCGCACCCGACGCACUCGUGCAGCUCGCACGCUCACUCGCCAGCCCCAACGCGCAGCUCUCGACGCCUGCGCAAGCACUCGCACUCCUCAUCCACGCAAUCCAUUCGGCGCUCUCUUUCCGCCUCGUACAGCCCAAGCCAGACGCGGAGGAGGAGGCAGGAACGAGCGAAGGGCAGCAACAGGGCGAGCAGGGCGGGCAAGGGGGCGAAGGAGUCAAGAAUCGCCUCCCUCGAGACUGGCCGCCAGAGGAGGGCAAGGGCGAACUCAAGCUCAAGUACAGGCACGAGCAGAGCAGCAUGGAGUUUGUCGUCUCCGUCGUCGACCUCGGAGGCAGGCUGCUCGUCGCAGGCGCAGCUGUAGACAACCCCGCUCGUUCGUCCACCUUCGACCUUGUCACGAACGACUACUUCUCCCCGACCGCCCUCUCCUCCUCCUCGCCUCUGUCCCUCUCCUCCCUCUCCCCCUCCCUCCCGUUCUCUGCCCCGAACCGCCUCGCAGACCUCAUCCUCCUCUACCGCCUCAACAUCCUGCAGAAGCUCGUGCCAGGACUGAGGAAGGAGGGGUACACCGAAGUGUCGGAGCGGGACGCGCCACGCACGGGAAGCGGGGCGAGCACGUCUGGCGGCGGCGGAGGAGGAGGAGGCGCACCGAUGGGCGGCUACCUCCCCGACCGCGGCGGUCCAAUGGGCAUGUUCCCACCCUCGAACCCGUCUCCCUCGCGUCCGACUCCCUCACACCCCGACCCGGGCACGAACGACCCGCUCCGCAUCCCCUUCCGUUCUCCUCCUCCUCACGCCCCGCUCGCCGACAUCGGUCGCCGCGACCUCGAGCCUCUCGGCGGCCUGCCCGGGACGUUCCCUCGCCUCCCUGGCUUCCCGGGCACUCCAUCGCUCGGAGACCCCGACGCAGGCGGGAUGCUAGUUGGCCCGAACCACCCUCUCUUCCGCGACCGGUUCCCUCCUCCCGAGGGCGGUGAAGGAGCAGAGGGAAGGAGGUGGGGAGGAGAUGGGUACCUCCCGCCGAUUGGGGCGCCGCCUGGUGCGAGGUUUGAUCCGGUUGGACCGGGGAAUGGGCCGCUGUUCGGGGGCAUUGGUGGGCAGCCUGGAGCGGGAAGAGGAGGUGGUGGGAUGGGCAGGGGAGGGGGAGGGAUGGGAGGCGUGCCGCGGGUGCAUCCGGAUGUCGAGCGGCCUGGUUCGAAUAGCGAAUGGCACAACUCGAUGUUCGGCUAA
Messenger RNA from Rhodotorula toruloides NP11, 1242 nucleotides. Its product is annotated as proteasome Inhibitor PI31. The coding region runs from base 1 to 1242 and encodes 413 amino acids. Gene Ontology annotation, biological process: proteasome-mediated ubiquitin-dependent protein catabolic process. The record is from RefSeq and is a predicted model, not a curated record. Gene Ontology annotation, molecular function: proteasome binding; endopeptidase inhibitor activity. Lineage: Eukaryota; Fungi; Basidiomycota; Microbotryomycetes; Sporidiobolales; Sporidiobolaceae. The transcript is spliced from 3 exons.